Messenger RNA from Orbicella faveolata, 2986 nucleotides. RefSeq lists its product as uncharacterized. The record is from RefSeq and is a predicted model, not a curated record. NCBI's taxonomy places the organism in Eukaryota, Metazoa, Cnidaria, Anthozoa, Scleractinia, Merulinidae.
ACCACUACUCUUGAUAUACUGUGAGCAGAAGACAUGCAUUUCCGUAAAUGAUGAGGGCAUUACGGUUGGUCACAAAGAAUGGUUUACUUACUAGUGUAUCACUACUUUGUAAAAGCACUAUUCAACAUGUACCUUUUAAAUAUGGAAAAUAAACAUUUAUUCACUACAUGUACCCAAUUAUCAUCGCACUGAAAUUAUGCAUCUUUCAGUAGCUAAAAAUUUUUAUAAUUUGAUCUUAAAAGUUUAAUCUAGGCAGCCAUACCACACCAAAGUUCUAAAUUGGUUUCUUAUCUUUUACAUGAAAAUCCUGGUCUAACCUUAGAAAAAGUAGGACAUCGUUUAAUAAUUUUGCUGAGAAAUGUCAUGUUCAAGGCCCAUUUACACUGCAGUUCCUUACUAGUAUGAAUGAAAUAUUAACAAAAAGGCAAUUAUUGGAACAUGCUAUCCCACCACUUUAUCUCGAUUUUUGUGUCUAGUAGAUCCUAAGAAUAACCUUUUGAAAGAAAACUUAACAUUAUAGUAAUCCAAAGUUUCAAUAAUGACCGUGGACUGGUUUCACAUUGUCUUUGGUUAAUUCUAAGUCCAUAGACUCAGGACCGAAUAGCUACCAUAAAAAUGAUAUAAAGUUUGUUUGGCUUCACUUCGAGGAUGCGACCAAGGGGCCACAAGUUUUCUUCCACGAGUACUAGGCGUAUCAAGGUACCAAUUGUGUUGACGAUUCUACAGUCACAUGUAGCUCUUAACGCCGUAUUUGUAGGUUUUAACUUUACAAGUUGAUUUUUAACAUAUUGGACUUUCACCCAUACAGAUUCGGUUCGAGAGGUAUUGAUUGAGAAAAUUUGAGGCAAAGAGGGUACAAUAAAGUAAGAUGUUGAAGCUUUUUACCAAUCAGAGGAAGAUUUCAGCAGUGUUGUUACGAACUUGCUCGAGGGCAGUGGUUUCAUCAAGUCUGCGCAAUACAGAUAGCUUAAAGUAUUGCAGUCGCUCUAUGUCGGAUGACAAUUCUUCUAAUUCGACAAGACUUGCUGUGGUAAAUUUUCCUUCAACAAGCUAUUUUCAUCGUUGGAGUCUUAGCAACUCUGAUAAGGAAGACUACUCCAUGGUGUUAAUAAAGAUGGAGGGCGAUGCAGAAAAAAAUUCGCGUACGGUACCUCUUACCCGAGGCGACUAUCAAGUUUGGAGUCUGACUGCCAAUGAUCGGUAUGAGGGUCAUUCCUUAAUGAAAUUAGAAAGAAAAGGCCAAGGUGAUCCAGAAAUCAAAUUUUCUGGAAGGUUCGAUGACCCGACCGGUGCUUGUGUUGUUCAAGUCCAGGACAGAUCGACACCAGGUAAGCCGAGGGUCAGCCUUGGACUAAGUGUUGGACAGGAAAAAUACUAUGUAUCGGUGGAAAAGCACAAUGUUGUAGCGAAGGUUGGUGAAUUUCUUUUCAUUGUAUUUAAAUUUAAUUUUAUUCUUGCCGCAUAUGUAUUAAGCAACGCUAAUCACGUCACAUAAUUGCUAGAAUUGUUAACGUAAUGUUAAUGACAAGAAGAGCUCAAAAUUUUGAAUUCCUUGCAGUGACGUUUACUUUUUAGUCAUUUUUAUCUGAAAUGCUCUAGCAAUUAAAAGGUGAUAGCCUAGAAGGCCACCUCGCUGGCAGCGGAACAACGGUUUCCCAGACUGAGUACUGUUAAUAACUCUUUUGACUCCCAGAUUUCUAACCAAUUCCUCGGUGGUGCAUGGUUACGGGUAGACUAAGGCUACCAAAAACUGGAAGUUACGCGAGAGUCUAUGCAUUAAAAGUACACUUAAAUAUCAAACAGGACACUACUGAAAAAUUAAGUAAUUACAUUCAAACCUCUAUUAAGCGGCCACUCUCGGGGACAAGACAACAGGCCGCUUAAUAGAGGUGGCCGUUUAAUAGAGGUUCACCCGAAAACAACGUUGGGCGUGGUCCAGUUUUCAGUUUAUCAAAUUUAAGUACAAACAAAUGCAAGUGGAGAAAAAGUAGAAUAAUGGUAGUUAUCAUACAGUCCAUGACGUAACAAAAGCCAAAGAAACAAUUUCGUUUCCAUAUUGCCAUUCAUUUACUUCAUCUGGCUAAAAAAUUCCAACUUCAAUUUUUCCUGGCCGUUUAAUAGCGGUUUAAAAUAAAACAAAAUCACCCUUGGGAUGGCAAGAAGCUGGCCGCGGCCGCUUAAUAGACGUGGGCGCUGAAUAGAGGUUUUUAUAGACAAGUUCGGCUAACUCACGCGCGGGUGUCACGUGACUUAAACUGGCCAAAACAAGUGCGUUCGUAUUGACAUUUAGAGAAAAAUAAGCCACGAUUCCGCACUUUUUCCAGGGCUUUGGCCGCCGGCCGCCAAAUAAAGGUUGACCACUUACUUAAAUAGGGGGUCGCUUAAUAGAGGUUCGACUGUAAUUAAAAAAUAAAUUAAAAUAAAUAAUAAUCACAAAUAUAAUCGUAUCUAUAACAAAAUUCUCGAUGUUGAUUGGUUCUCCGUGUGCCAAUUUGUUACGCAAUCGGCGUGCGAUCACUUCGGUGUCCAAGUAAAGGUAUCGGAUUACAACUUUUUGUUAUUGGAUACCUGUGAUUGAAUACCCACGUGGUUCGCAUGUCAAUUACGCGCACUUUGAUGGCUUCCUUCUUAAUGUUGCCUAAAGUUUUUAAAACUCAUGGAAAGCGCUACUGACCCUUUCCUCUAAAGAAGUUCCCGUAGGACUUUUUUUUUUUAAUUUCGAAAUUUGUUAUAAAUACAAAUAAUUAGUGAUUGGAAAUCGUGUUGUAAAAUACAGGGGAUAAUUGUGCACGUAAUUUCAAACCGGGUUCGCGUUUCUCGCUGGUGCGAAUUUAAAAUUAUUCUCGCGAUUAUUUUCUGAAUUGUACUCCACUCGGUCCAAUUACUUUUACUAAUAAUAACAAUAAUAACAGGUUGAAUGCGAUUGUUUAAAUUAUAUAUUUUAAUAUGUUGGUCGACUGUUUUUACUAGUUUUUAAGACGAUUGA